Molecule: messenger RNA, 653 nt
Organism: Sardina pilchardus (European sardine)
Lineage: Eukaryota; Metazoa; Chordata; Actinopteri; Clupeiformes; Clupeidae
Gene: supt4h1
Product: SPT4 homolog, DSIF elongation factor subunit
Exons: 5
Coding region: 115-468 (117 amino acids)
Biological process (GO): transcription elongation-coupled chromatin remodeling; regulation of transcription elongation by RNA polymerase II
Cellular component (GO): nucleus; DSIF complex
Molecular function (GO): RNA polymerase II complex binding; zinc ion binding
Source: RefSeq, a predicted model, not a curated record
UCUUGUUGAUGUCAUUAUUGAUUGACGGAAAGCAGUGUUGUGGUUCUGUGUUGACUUUUCUGAAAACGCUAUAUUUCUAAGUUUUGUGUUUAUAUAUAGCUUGAAUUGUUUUCAAUGGCAUUAGACACUGUGCCGAAGGAUUUGCGGCAUUUGCGAGCUUGUCUUUUGUGCUCUCUUGUGAAGACAAUAGAUCAAUUUGAGUAUGAUGGCUGUGACAAUUGCGAAUCGUAUUUGCAAAUGAAAGGAAAUCGUGAGAUGGUUUAUGAGUGCACGAGUUCAUCCUUUGAUGGUGUGGUGUCUAUGAUGAGUCCAGAGGAUAGCUGGGUUGCCAAAUGGCAGAGAAUAAGUAACUUUAAGCCAGGAGUUUAUGCAGUAACAGUCACAGGCCGGUUGCCCCCAGGAGUGGUCAGAGAGCUGAAAAGCAGAGGAGUGAUCUACAAGUCCAGAGACACAUCUGUGAAGACAUAAACAACUCUGUGAAUUGUAUCAUGUAGCCUGACUGGGACCAGAAUUGCCAUUUUUAUAGUCGCGUUUUGUUUUUAUAUAAUUUUAUUAUUAUGACUAUGAUUUUUUUAUGAGAAUGGAAUGAAUGUACAGUUCAUUAAGUGUUGAUGUAAGACCAAAAGGACCAGGUAAAUAAAGAUACCAAUGUA